AUGGCGGCAUGUCGUCUCGUACAAUUCCGGACAACCAUCUCAGCCUCCUCCCACACCCACCACCACUUCCUCCCGCCGAACCCUUAUCUCCUUCCUCUCAAUACGAAGCCCCGGAUUCCCAGGCUUCGUCUUUACCUUGUACACUCCCAAUCGCAAGCCCAAGCUCAGCCAAUCGUUCAAUCCGAGGAAAACAUCGCAGAAGAAGAUGUAUUUUCGAAGACGCGGCUGCUGGUCCAGAACGUCCCGUGGACGUCCACCGGAGACGAUAUCCGCCCGCUGUUCGAGAAAUACGGCACUGUUGUCGACAUUGAGCUUUCAAUGUAUAACAAAUCUAGAAACAGAGGCCUGGCUUUUGUAUCCAUGGCUUCGGAGGAAGAAGCAGCUGCUGCUUUAAGUAAUCUGGAAUCCACUGAAUUUGAGGGUAGAGUUUUGAAGCUUAAUUGGGCUAAACUGAAGAAAACGAAGGCUACGACUCCACCACAGGCCAAGCCAAUGCCAGUCCACAACUUGUUUGUGGCGAAUUUACCUUUCGGGGCGAGCUCGCAGGAGCUGAAGGAUUUCUUCAAUGCCAAUAAUGCGAAUGUUGUUUUUGCCGAGAUUAUAUACCACGAUAAUCCUAGACGGCCCGCUGGUUAUGGCUUUGUCUCGUUCAACUCUAAGGCCGAUGCUGAUGCUGCACUUAACGCUUUUCAAGGGAAGGAGUUUAUGGGGAGACCGAUUCGGGUGGCACGAAGCAAAAGAUUUUUGAGACAGGGGACAAAGAAUGCUUUUGAAUCCGAGAGAGAGGCUUUGAAGUCGUUUAUGCCAAACAAUAUAUGA
This is a messenger RNA of Striga hermonthica, 819 nucleotides long. Lineage: Eukaryota; Viridiplantae; Streptophyta; Magnoliopsida; Lamiales; Orobanchaceae. The record is from the annotation of a GenBank genome assembly.